GUAUGUCACCCAGUCCAGUGUCAAUACAUACUGAGUAUUGUCUGGCAUCACCAACAUCACAAAUACAAUCACAACCACGUCCCAUUUCUCUGCCUCCCCGGUCUUCCGGUACUCAGGUCCUGCAAUUCUUCAAUGAAUGCACCGCAACCGUCAUAGCCCAACGUCCACCGCUCCUCCCUUGUCCCUGGAUGCAUGCCUACAUGGAUGCAUGGGUGAAUGGAUAAGGUAGACUGACAUCAAGCCACGAGAGAUGGAUCAACAGAAGGCACUCCUCUUCGGAGCUGCCGCGGCAGUGCGGUUGUUUCUAUUCACCGCGUUCCCCUCCUUACCGAGUCUACUCGCUGGCCGUGUCGAGGUAUCCACGCCUGUGACGAGCUUCAAGAGACUUCAGGAAGGCCUGUUUCUCUAUGUGCACAAUGUCUCCCCCUACGACGGAGGGGUUUACCACCAAGCGCCUCUACUCCUGCCGCUGUUCUCCCUACUGCCGAACCCCUCACACUACCCUUUCGCGACAAAUCUGCUUUAUACCGCGGUGGACCUUCUGGGCGCUCACGCCUUGAUGCUCGUCGCGGAUAGUGGGCAAUCUAUUACAACUAGACUAUCCAAGUCUUCUAGGAAAGACCUGCGGUGGAAUAGUGCCGCUGUUGCUGCGAGCUUUCUGUUUAAUCCUUUCACCCUAGCCGCUUGCAUCGCACGAUCGACCUCUGCUUUGACCAAUCUCUUCGUUUUAUUAGCAUUGGCCAAAGCCUCCCAGGGUGCCAGCAUCACUUUUAUUCUCUCGCUCUCCAUCGCCUCAUACCUGUCCAUGCACCCCCUGCUACUAUUCCCACCUUUGUUGAUCCUCUGCUACGAUGUACGAGCGUCUAAAUCUAAAGUGGCACCGAGUCCGCUUUCAUUCACGAUAGUCCAUGCAGUUGCCUUAGUGGUUACAUUGUGUGGUCUACUUUACGUUUCGGCUCUCUUGAUGGGAUCUUGGGAGUUCUUGUCAGCAACGUAUGGCGUUCGACUCUUGCUUCCCGAUCUGACACCCAACGUUGGUCUAUGGUGGUACUUUUUCACGGAGAUGUUUGAUUCCUUCCGUGAAUUUUUCCUUGGGGUAUUCUGGCUUCAUGUCGUUUCGUACAUGCCGGGCUUAACCAUCCGGCUCCGAAAACAACCUUUGUACGUUGCAACUACACUGACCGGUAUCUUUGCGGUCUUCACUCCGUAUCCCAGCAUUGCAGAUGCGGCGCUGUAUCUGUCAUUAGUGCCACUAUUCAGGCACCUAUUUCCAUUGAUGCGGUAUUCCUUUCUUGCGUCAGCUGUCGUACUCUACGCAUCAUUUCUUGGGCCAACGUUCUAUCACCUUUGGAUAUAUGCGGGGUCGGGUAAUGCCAACUUCUUCUAUGCAAUCACCCUAGUAUGGAGUCUAGGCUUUUCAAUCAUCAUUGGGGAUUCCUUAUAUGCUGUACUCAGGGACGAGCUUGACGUGGAAAGACCUGAAUUGCGCGGCAAGGAAGUCGCUCGGAUAUGAGCUGUCAAAUAUGCAUCAUGAUAGCAAUAGAUCGCACCUCAUCUUCGCAAGAAUAUCUCACAGUGGCCAUCUACACGCGCCGGUAUAUAUGUGGUGCGUUUAACGAUUUGAGGCGUUGAAGUUCCCGUCUCUGCAGGCCCUGCGGCGAAUCAGAGGACGUCCCUGGGUGCUGUUGUGCGACGGGAUGUUCGGAUCCUAGACUGAUCAAUCAUGAAGAUAUGACAAGUCUUCUCCGCUCUGAAAAUAUUGUAGAUCUCUUAAGAGGUUUUACGAGUCACAGUGUGUAGUCGUACCCCAUAGAGUCAUUAACAAUGACAGACCGGAUAUUCGACCCAGCCCGGGAGGAAU
This is a messenger RNA of Aaosphaeria arxii CBS 175.79, 1861 nucleotides long. RefSeq names its product PIG-U-domain-containing protein. Bases 251 to 1513 code for a protein of 420 amino acids. Lineage: Eukaryota; Fungi; Ascomycota; Dothideomycetes; Pleosporales. Gene Ontology annotation, biological process: protein localization to cell surface; attachment of GPI anchor to protein. The transcript has 5 exons. Gene Ontology annotation, cellular component: GPI-anchor transamidase complex; membrane. The record is from RefSeq and is a predicted model, not a curated record.